GUAGUAUGUUUAUUAAUUAAGACAUUGAGUUAUAUUCGUUGGUGAAUUGUAAGAUACUGUUGUUUCUGUUUACUCAUGUGUAAAAUUAUUUUUCGUGAUAAUACAUUGUUUUAAGUAUCACAAAUAACUAUUUACGGUCGUACUAAGAACCAUAAAAGUGAUAUUUUAUUUUUCUCCUUUGUUUUCAAAGGAUAACAUUUUGUAUGGAUUUUUCUCAUUCAGACAAAUAGAUCGACUUCUAAAUAAACGAAGUCCACGAAUUGGUGAAUUUAUAUUGACAUUUUACUAACAUGUCAAAUUUAAUUUAAUUUAACCUCUAAAUUGCUACUGUCAAGAAUUUAAUAGUAUUUAGAGGAUAUGAUUAUUUAUUUCUACUAUGUAACAUGACAAUAAGAAAUAUUUAAUAGCACUAUGAGGCUAAAAUCAAAAAAGAGGGUAAUGAUGAAAAUGAAGAAGGUAGCGACUGCUCCUAGAAGUACAUUCUUAAAAGUAGAAACCAAAGAGGAUAUUGUACCUAAAAAUGAAGUCGAAUCUGACGACGAGAAAAAAGAACAAGAUGUUAAACCUUCAACAAGCAUAUCUACAAAUCCCACUGAAGUUGAAAAAAGUCAAAUUAAAAUUUGUAGAUUGUGUCUAGUAUUUAUAGACGAUAAAGUUAUACCACUAAGUAAAAUUAUUGCCAUGCUACAAAUUGUACUUCCAGAGGUUGAUCCCAAUAUUACCAAAGAGCCCGUUGUAUGUCAAGUUUGCUCAGAUUUUCUAGAAAAGGCCUCAAAUUUUAUGAUAAACAGCUUAAAUGUUGAACAGAAAAUAAAAAAUUAUUAUGAGCUAGUCAAAUGUGAAGAACAAAUUGAUUUGUUCAGUGUAUUGGAAUUUGCAUUUCCAAAAAUUGAAAUGGAAAGUGAUGUAACAAAAAAACAAGAAAGUGAAGCAACAGAUUCAAAUUGUCUUUCUACAAACUCGGUUACUCCAACUGAGGAGAAAGGAGAAACUGAAAUGACCGAAAAUAAAAAACCUACUAAACUUCAAGUCCGAGCUGAUUCUCAUGGUAUCACAUACUACAACUGCCCAUUAUGUUCUUUUAAAACAAAAUACAAAUACAGUAUGAAAAUUCAUAAAGAUAUGAUGCAUACUGAUCCAGAUGAAAUUGUUCUUUACUAUUGUGCCAUGUGUACCUUUAAAACGAAACAUAAACGGUACCUGGAAACUCACAUGCUAGUACACAAAGACCCAGAAGACUGUGAAAUGCACAAAUGCAAUGUUUGCAAUUUCAAAACGAAAUUCAAGAGUUACCUAAAAACGCACAUGCUCAUACAUAAGAGUCCAAAUGAAAUACCAAUGCACAAAUGUGAAUAUUGUAGUUUUAAAACCAAACACAAAAAAUACUUGGAUACACAUAUACUCAUACACAUGAAUCCUGAUGACGUACCAAUGCAUUGCUGUACUAUCUGUGAUUUUAAAACCAAAUCGAAACCAUAUUUGAAAACGCAUAUGUUGACACACAAGAAACCCGAAGAAGUUCAGAUGCAUCAGUGUGACGAAUGCAGCUUUAAAACAAAGUUCAAAUAUUACUUGAAUAGACAUAUGUUGAUCCAUAAGAACCCAGAUGAAAUUCCGAUGUAUCAAUGUGAUCAGUGUAAUUUUCGAACUAGACAUAAAAAAUAUCUGGAAACGCACAGUAUGAUACAUAAAAAUCCAGAAGAACUCACAAUGUAUUCCUGCAAUCAGUGUGAAUUUCAAACAAAAUCAAAAGCUUACCUUUUUAAAACCCACAUGCAAAUCCACAAAAAUCCCGACGAAUUAGUUUUGCACAAAUGUAAGUUGUGCGCAUUUAAAACAAGACACAAGAGUUACCUGGAAACACACAUGCUUACGCACAAAAGUCCAGAGGAAGUAACAAUGCAUUACUGUAAAGAAUGUGACUUUCGUACAAAAUUCAAGCAUUACCUCAAGAGACAUAUGCUUGUUCAUCUAGCCCCGGACGAGUGUGUCAUGUACAGAUGUUGGGAAUGCGAUUUUGAGACUAAACACAAAAAUUAUUUGGAUACUCACAUCUUGUACGUUCACAAAAGCAAAGAAGAAGUGCCCCUACAUUCUUGUCAAUUGUGUGAUUUUCAGACCAAGUCUAAAGGAUAUUUGAAGACUCACAUGCUGCUCCACAGGAGCCCCAACGAGGUAACUAUGUAUAAGUGCAAAAAAUGUAAAUUCAAGACUAAACAUAAGAGUUAUCUUAAAACGCAUAUGAAUCAUAUGCACACUAGGAAGUUGUAGUUCAUUUUUAAUUCCAUAUUGAAAGUUGGUAGUUUACAAGUGAGAGUUUCUCAACCAACAACUAAAUCCGUGAGCAAAAAAAAUACCAUGUAAUCGCCAUUCACUGGUAAAAAAACUGAACACGAAAUUGUAUUUUUUUUAAUGAAAUCUUCUUCAAAAUGAUAUAAAAUAUUGUACUGUUAACAUGUACAUGAAAAUUAACAUAACAAGUGAUAAAGCAACUCAAGCGGUCACCUUGAGUAAAGUUAGUCUGCUCUUUCCAUAAUUUACUGUGUCCAACAAGAGCAAAGAGAAACGUGAUGAGCAGCUGGACGGUAGGAAGAAGACUUAAGGCAGUUAACCUUGAACCAAAAUUGUCAGCUACCAGCUCCAAAUUAAUCCUACCUCACCGAGCAGCUCGUCUACCAUUUGCCAGGUAACACGUUAAUUGGACUGAUGGACAAUGGGGCUCCAUGGUUUUUGGAGGUUUGGACGAGCAUUCAUUGGAAGCAAAAACCGAAUUGGUUUUGAAACUGGUGGUGUAGCGGGGGGAUUAACGAAGAACCGAUACAUAGAAGAAAUUUUAGGGGAUCAUGUCGUUCCCUAUGCCUAAUACAGGACAAUGUCCGUCCACAUACUACAGGUACCGUUCGGUGGUAUUUACAGGAUGUCAAAAUUAUCGCUAUUGGCCAGCGCGUAGUCCGGAUUUAAAUCCUAUCGAUCAUUUAUGGUAUGAACUUAACCUCAAAAUAGCGCUCACUGAAGAAUGAGAUAGCAUCGAACAAUGUGGAGUAAAGAAACUUAUUCUAUUCAUAGAAAAACUAUAGGAUUUAAGCUUUUAUUUUCUUUACUGUUAAUCAUAACCCGUUUUCAUUGUUUAAGAUUUCUUUUCGUUUGAUAUUUUUUCUUUUGUUAAAAAAAUAACUCUAUAACAACAUGACCACUCUUAUAAAGCCGAGAUUAAUGACUUUGAGAUGCUAGAAUCUGAAAAAGAAUGGGAUCUACAGAUUUUCCCCUAAACUUUUGAUUUUUUGCUCACGAGUUUCGUUGGUAUUUCAAUUUUUUAUAUUGGGUACUCAGAAACUCUCCCGCCAAAUGCAAUUUACAGUAGUAGAAGUAAUUCCAUGUCCUAAUUCACCACAAUCCAAAAUUUAGGUCAGUUUUCGAGAUAAGUUAAUUUUUUGAGAAAUUUUUAACGAUACACUAUAAGGUUUUUGUUUUCACUAUUUUCAAGAAAAAUCAGCUUUGUUUCGUUUUUAAAAAAUUGAGAUUUUUAACGAGACAAAUACUAUUAAAUUGAUGACCACCAUUUGGUGAUAGACAUAAAUCUAAUCGUUUACUGUAAGGAUUGUCCAACCAUUCAAAAGACUUUUCUAUAGAUUAAUACAAUUUUGUUAUGGAAGAGAUUAAAAUCACAUGGAUUGAAAUGGGGCAAUUUGACAGGCCGGUUGCCUGUUCCUUCUCGUCUUAAACCAAAGAAAAAUACAAAAGUAUGAAAUAUUUCGUUCUGUGAUAAAUGUGACUAAAUAAUUUUAGUUUAAAUUUAUAUUUGUGCAGCUAUUAAUUCUUUGCAAUGUUUAAACUCUAAUUAUCUAUAUUUACUUUUUUUAAAUAUUUCUUAUUCCUUCAAAAAUAAAAAUUAGAUUAAGAACUUUAUAUAAAUAGAUAAAAAAUUAUGUCAGUUAGACAAGAAGGAUACAAAUAUGUUCAACAAAAGGAAGGUAAAACAAAUCCAUUAUUAUUUAUCAUAGUGUUAGGAGAAAGAAUAAAAAGAAAAAAAACAAAGUCUGGAAAAUAAUAGGUAGAAGAUGAAAACAUUUUGAAUUCAAACUUAAAAGUAUACAGAUAAUGAAUAUGAAAAUAAACGAAUACAAGACUGACAAUGUUAAUAUGUCGAAAGGAGAAGAAACAAAAAUAAAACAGGUUAAGAAUUUUAAUUAUUCUGGCAUGUCAUUACACAAGAUGGAAGAUUAGUACAAGAGAGGUCUGGAGCAACUGGAAGAUUAUUCAAUGCGAUUAAGACACAAUUUUUAGUUUUUAGUAGAUGGACAUAAUAAAAAAAUAUGGUAGGGAAAACGAGGAAUAUGAUGACAGAAACAAAAAACCAAAAAACAGGAUAGGAAAGAAUGGAAACAGCUGUGGAAAGAGGACUUAACACUAACAACUGGAAAGGUGGACAUACAGGAUUAAGUAAUAUAAUAUAGCUAACAAAGGUAAAUUAUACAUCAAAUUGGAUCAAGUUCUGUCUAAUGAAAUUUCUUUCCACAAAAACAAUUGUUUCCUUACAUAAAUCAAUUGAAUUUAAUUUUAAUAUUUUUCUUUCAUUGUAAAAUUUUCUUUUAAAUCUAUAUUUUUAUCAAAAUGUAAUUAUGGGGUUGAAACCCAACUACCGAAGGUGAAAAUUGCCAUAAAUUACCCCAAUUCCUUGGUGAAUCGUUAUUUUUUAACCAGCGGAAACUAAAACACUGCGUUGUUACUCUUAUUAUACAGUGACAUAAAAGACUUUUAAACACCUCUCAUUACAUCUUUUAAAGUACUCAACAGGAAUAAUGAUUUUAAGUUAAUGGUACUGAAUAAAAUAAAUGAGGUAAUAAUAUUUGGUAUCUUCUAUGUCAUUGUACUAUUUUUAAAUUACCUAAAGUACUAGAAUUGUACGAAUCGUCAUCAUCAAACAAGCAUUAUUUUAUUAAAAAAUGUCAUUUAUAAAAAAUAUUUUUGUUUAAAGUUCACUGAUUUACCGAUACAAUGUCUUCUAAUUCAACCAUUUGGUGGUAAAAAGUGACACUAAUAAGGUACUCGCAUUUUUUGAAAAGUGUUUUUUGUUCUUGAUAUGAAAUAAUGUCAGAAGUAAAUAUUUAAUUGAAAAUCGCGAAAAUUUCAAAUUUUCAACUACAUGAGAAAACGAUUUUCAUUGGUUUUUACUUGUGACGUCAUAGCUUUAUUAAAAACAUUUGUUGUCUGCUUGAUGAUCUCGAGGUUAUUGUUGCCGGCAACGUAGCGUGUGCUGUUAUAAUACAGUUUUUAUUUAUUGGUUACGUAUAAAUAAAACAUUUUUCUAUAUAUAAGAAUAAAGUGAUGAACUUUUAUAGGUCAAGUUCUUACAGUAUUACAUAAUCGCGUUAAAAAUUGAAAACAUAAUAAAUUUAAUUAUACCUCGCAGGAUAGUCAAAACGACCAACACUUUCAAACCAAUUUUGUUGUAGUACAUUCGAAUUUCUUGGCAUCAUCAGGUGUUUUAAUCGUGGUAUUUUUACAUCCGGGCUCAAAACACGAUUUAUAUACCAUUUUUUCAUUUUAAUCAAAGUUUUAUAAUUAUAAUUCGUAUUUACUUUGUAUCAUAUGCUGAGUGUUUAUUUUAUACCUAUGACUUCACGCAAUACGGCGACUUUACUGAAAUGUUUGAACUACCUACAAAAUUUUUGAAUUUCCAAUACUUUUUUUCCUUAUAAAUAUUGAUCAAAGAAUUAAAAUAUAAACUAUUCAAAACUAUUUUUUUCUCAAACCAUUCAAGUACCCUAUUUAAAAUCUACAUGGACAGUACCUUAUAUUGUUUAAUUUCAAAUACCGCUUAUAUCAGCUAAUUCAAUUUGCCAUUUAAAAAAUUAGAAUUUUGUGUGUUGCUAUUAUAAUGUAGUACUAAAUAUGUAUGUGUGAUAAUUUGAUUUUCGUUGUGCCAUAUUUUUAUAUUUUUUUAAUUUAUGUACAAAAUAUAUAAACAACGUUGAAAAUUUUUAAUUGUUUAGAACAAUGUAGAACUAUAUUGGAUAUUUAUUUAAAGCGUUUUAUAUGUAUUGUAUGUCGUGUAUGUUUUUUUUUAUUUUAAUAAAAUGAUUAUAAAUUUGAAA
Messenger RNA from Diorhabda sublineata, 6095 nucleotides. Its product is annotated as zinc finger protein 142-like. Gene Ontology annotation, cellular component: nucleus. Gene Ontology annotation, biological process: regulation of transcription by RNA polymerase II. Lineage: Eukaryota; Metazoa; Arthropoda; Insecta; Coleoptera; Chrysomelidae. The transcript has 3 exons. The record is from RefSeq and is a predicted model, not a curated record. The coding region runs from base 412 to 2271 and encodes 619 amino acids. Gene Ontology annotation, molecular function: DNA-binding transcription factor activity, RNA polymerase II-specific; RNA polymerase II transcription regulatory region sequence-specific DNA binding; zinc ion binding.